Molecule: messenger RNA, 2458 nt
Organism: Nothoprocta perdicaria
Lineage: Eukaryota; Metazoa; Chordata; Aves; Tinamiformes; Tinamidae
Gene: ARHGEF38
Product: Rho guanine nucleotide exchange factor 38
Exons: 14
Coding region: 1-2328 (775 amino acids)
Cellular component (GO): cytoplasm
Molecular function (GO): protein binding; guanyl-nucleotide exchange factor activity
Source: RefSeq, a predicted model, not a curated record
AUGGCCAGCGGGGAUGGCCCCGCGAGGAGCCUGGCCCUGCUGCGGCACAAGCUCUACCUGGGCGAGAGGAGGAGGACGGAGCCCGUGGUGGAGGGCCCCGCCGGCGGGGACCACGGCACCCUGCGUAGGAGUCAGUCGGACAGGAGCGAGUACAGCCAGAGGCUGCAAGAAAAAAUGGCCCCCCAGGCUGGGUCCUGCUCCCCUGCCACCUCGCCCCGGGAGAACGAAGACCAAAUUGCCAGGCAGAUGAUGGCCAGGAGGGUGAAAAUCAUUGCAGAGCUGAUACAGACAGAAAAAGACUAUAUCAGCGACCUCGAUCUGUGCAUGAGGGAGGUGAUUCAGCCCCUGAGAAAGGCGCAGAUGGCUCGCUUGGACGUCGACGGCUUGUUCGGCAACAUCGAGUCGGUCCAUCGAAUAUCAGCCAAACUGCUGUCACUGUUGGAGGAAGCCACGGCAGAUGUGGAGCCACCCAUGCAAGUAAUCGGGGAAGUGUUCUUGCAGAUUAAAGGCCCACUAGAAGACACAUAUAAAAUCUACUGCUAUCGGUACGAUGAUGCACACACCAUGCUGGAAUCCUAUGAAAAGGAUGAAGAACUGAAACAGCAUUUAAGACACUGUGUACAGUCCUUAAAAAAGAUAUACGACAAAGAAGGAAAGCCAAAUCUAAUGGACAUGGGWUCCCUGAUGAUCAAACCAGUACAACGGGUGAUGAAAUAUCCACUGUUACUCUGUGAACUCCUGAAUUCAACUCCUGCUUCUCACCCUGACCAUAAGGCAUUACAAGAUGCCCUUUCUGCUAUGAAGAACAUUAAUGUGAACAUUAAUGAAUUCAAAAGGAGGAAAGACUUAGUACUGAAGUAUAAGAGAAGUGAUGAUGAUGAAUCCCUUAAAGAAAAGUUCUCCCGACUGAAUAUUCACUCCAUUAGCAAGAAGUCCAAGAGGGUCACCAGCCAUCUGAAAAUACUGACAGGAGGAGAGCCUCAGGUGAAAGAUCAGACUUUUAAUAAGGAAGAAAAGCUGUUUCGAAGUUUAGAAAAGACAGUGAAACUUUGCGUGAAGAACYUUUCAUUCUUCUCACAGCAUCUACAGGAUUCCAUACAUCUGGCUGCACAGAACAUAAUUGGGCUUCAAGAAAUUUUGCAAGAUAAAGAAAAUGAAGUCAAUGACAGUUCAAUUAAACUGAACAACACUAGAAAUCUCUGUGGAGACCUUAUGGUUCAACUGGACAAGCUCAUUUUGGCUCCUCUCUCCGCACUACAGGCCUUGUUCCCAGGCCCACAAAAGCUCAUCCAGAAGCGCUAUGACAAGUUGUUGGACUAUAACAGCUGCUUUCAGAGGUCAGCAGGAGAAGAGCUGGACCUAGCAAAGAAAGACUAUGAGGCUCUAAAUGCCCAGCUAGUUGAAGAACUUCAGAUAUUCAACCGAGCAGCCAAGAAGAUUGUGUUGAGCUGCCUGCAUCACUUCAUUACGCUCCUCAGAGACAUCAUGUGUGCAGCACUGGAGUCCAGUUCUGCUGUGGUGGUGCCUGUUCCACUGUCUUCCUCAAGCAUCUGUGAAGUACAAAACCAGUUGAUGGAGGAGGUUCACAAGAUGAGUUUUGUAAAAGAAAACAGCAGUGCAACCUUUAUUGAGAGAAAAUUGAGCCUGGAGAAAAAGAAGCCUAUCUCAAUUCCGCUCGAAACCCCACAUCAAACAGAAGAGCACAGGUCCAAGCUGUUAUCUACAUACAGCACAGAGCUGCUGUAUCAAGCUAAGCGCAAAUGCAAUGCCACACAGGAAUAUGAUAUUGAUUUACACGAAGGAGAGCUGGUGGCUGUUGUGGAGCAAAAGGAUCCCUUUGGCAGUACAAGCAGAUGGCUGGUUGACACAGGGAUCCUUAAAGGGUAUGUGUAUUCCUCCUUCCUGAAGCCUUACAAUCCAGCCAAGGUGCAGAAGGAYGUAACAGAAAACAGCUUUCAUGAUGAUGAUUUUGAUAACAUCAGCCUCUUUGUCUCCUCACGGCCCUCCACUGACAGCAGUAUAAGUAGUCCAGGACACAGUACAAGUGACAGCAACUCCAACUCAUCUCCUACUGCCUUCUCCCCAAAUCCCACAACUAGUGGGCCAGAAGUUGAUGGUAUUCAAGAUGGGGAUGAUCAGCAGACAUUUUAUGCUGUUUAUGCAUUUCAAGCAAGAAAUGAUCAGGAACUCAGUCUUCAGGAGUAUCAGAGGGUCAGGAUACUUCGUUUUUCUGACCUGAGUGGCAAUAAAGAAUGGUGGCUAGCAGAAGCCAAAGGUCAGAAAGGAUAUGUACCAUCUAAUUACCUUGGGAAGAUGACAUACGCUUAGGAACAGAAAGGUCCAUUGAGCCAGUUCCUCUGAAGGAGAGAGAAUAAUAAUCUAUUAUAGUUUGCAGCAAGGCAAACUCACAGGUGAGUGACAGAAGCCACAAUAUGAAGUACAGCCCAGAGAUGAUAUU